AUGUUCGGCUCCCCGUCUUCCGCAACUGAACUAGUAGGUCGCAACAGCCUCCUGAUGGGAGUGUUGAAUCCCUUUAAGAAUGCCCUUCGACAAAUCGGCCGUUCCAUCGCGAGCACACCCGUUUACUUUUGGAUUUACAUUUGCGUUUUGAUUUAUGUAACGCGAAAACUCACCUAUAAUCACGGCAUCGGCCGAAAGCGCUGCAUCGUUGGUGGCAGAUCCGUCCUGGUUACGUCCGCUGAGGAGGAGAUCGCGAGCAACGUGAUCGACAUUGAUAAGAUUGAAGAAACCUUCGAGGAUGUUGGGGGGUUGCAAGAGGUGAAGCAGAUCUUGACGGAGCACAUCAUAUGGCCUUUUAAACGACCGGAGCUGUUCGAUGGGAGGUCCGUGCGCUCGCAUCCAAAGGGCGUUCUUUUGUAUGGUCCGCCGGGCACCGGCAAGACCCUCCUCGCUCGCGCGCUUUCAAAAGAGCUCGGUUGCUCCUUCAUCAACGUCAAGGUGGAAUCCAUCUUUUCGAAGUGGGUUGGGGAUACGGAGAAGAACGCCGCGGCGAUCUUUACCUUGGCGGAAAAGAUCGCCCCUUGCGUGAUUUUUAUUGACGAGAUUGACGCCUUACUCGGGGUGCGCAACUUCCAGGAUUCGACGCCGCAUACCCAUGCGAAGACGAUUUUUAUGACGCAUUGGGAUGGGUUAGAAAAGAAAAACUCCGCCCGCAUAAUCGUUGUCGGCGCGACCAACCGCUCUCUCACGAUCGACAAUGCGAUCCGACGGCGGAUGCCGCUGCAAAUAGAGGUGCCGCCGCCUGACUUAAAGGCGCGAGAGAUGAUCCUUCGUAUCGUUCUUAAGUACGAUUUAGAGAAGAAUCCGCUGAAAGAAGGACUUAUUCAGUACGUCGCGAUCAAAACCUCCGGGUAUACGGGAUCGGAUUUGAUGGAGCUAUGCAAGGCGGCCGCGUUAAUCCCCUUGCGAGAGAUGAGCGGUCGUGGGGAGUUGGGGGAAUUACCUCAGAUGACGCAGGAGCACUUUGAUGAAGCUAUGAGGCGUAUUAAACCAACCUUGUAG
Molecule: messenger RNA, 1062 nt
Organism: Phytomonas sp. EM1
Lineage: Eukaryota; Euglenozoa; Kinetoplastea; Trypanosomatida; Trypanosomatidae
Source: the annotation of a GenBank genome assembly